UUUUUUUUUUGUCAAAUUUUUAGAUACAAUAAAGAGCGUGGUGUGGUUUUCAACACAUAUCAAGCAUAUCUGAAGAGCUGCUUGCGCGAUGUUGAACUGGAUAUGAACAUCGCCAGACGGGAAAAUUUUCAUUUUGGAUGUAAAGUUGUUCGUGGCGCCUAUAUGGGGCAGGAAAGGGAGCGUGCUGCUGCGUUAGGCUACGAGGAUCCAAUUAAUCCAAAUAUCGAGGCAACGGCCGAGAUGUACAAGCAGGUUGUGCAACGAAUAAUCAACGAGCGUGUGGAACGCGGGGUCGGCUCAGUAUCCGUUAUGGUUGCAACGCAUAACGAGGAGAGCAUCAAGCAGGCCGUGGAAAUGAUGCGCAAUGCAAGAAUCUCACCGUCCGAGAAAACAGUCUGCUUUGCGCAACUUUAUGGAAUGUGCGAUCAGGUCUCGUUUUCAUUGGGUCAGGCCGGUUAUUCAGUGUACAAGUACGUCCCAUACGGACCAAUUGAUGAUGUUAUGCCUUACCUCUCUCGACGAGCUCAGGAAAACGGAGCUAUUUUGUCGAAGGCUAAAAGAGUAAGUGUUGCUCACUUCAGUGAUGUUUUUCGAGAAAUUUCUAGCCAAUUCCCGCAUGAUCAUUUUGAGUGA
Messenger RNA from Gongylonema pulchrum, 633 nucleotides. The record is from the annotation of a GenBank genome assembly. NCBI's taxonomy places the organism in Eukaryota, Metazoa, Nematoda, Chromadorea, Rhabditida, Gongylonematidae.